Messenger RNA from Notodromas monacha, 1104 nucleotides. The record is from the annotation of a GenBank genome assembly. Lineage: Eukaryota; Metazoa; Arthropoda; Ostracoda; Podocopida; Cyprididae.
AUGUUGAACAGUGCAUAUGCUGCUGUGUGUCUGGUCAGCUGCUGGUUGGUCAAUUCAUGGUUGCGCACCUGCCAGUCGGUCCAACUGCCAGCCAGUGCAGUUCUUGGCCUUGCCAAUCCCCAGCCCACCAAACUGUGGUUUGGUCACCCGAUUCUUGGGGCACCCAAACAAUCAGGUGACUGGACCGCAGUUUGGUGGACUGGGGAUUGGCGAGGCCAAGGACUGCCCUGGCUGGCAGUUAGACCAACGGGCGCUUCACAACCAGUAGGGCUGUCAGUCGCAGCGCUGUGCGAAGAUCAUCUCUCAGCGUCGUCGCUCAACGUCUCCAUCAUGUUGCCGCUCACCCUCAUCACAGGUGGGCUGUGGCCACGACAGGCCUACCCGACGGGGCUGUUUGAGGUUGCACUGGCCCUGCCGCAGACCUGGUCCAUCCUGGCCCUGCGCAACGUCAUGCUCAAGGGCAUGGAUGUGUCUGAGCCCAGCGUGUACCUGGGCAUGCUAGUGCCGGCUGUCUGGAUCCUGGUCAUUGGACUCCUGGCCGUCUUUGUGCUCGCUGCCAAAUACGCCACUUGACUCGAUCGCCAUCGUAUCACAGAGGAACAGCAGCAGUACUGUAUAUACUGCGAAUAUGCGGAUGCAAAUAUAAUGCAUGUACAGAUGUGUACAGGAGGAUCGACGACGGAUGACAGCAGAGGCAACAUCAUUUCCUUUUCAUCUACGGCGAUGUAUUCCUGCGUGAUGGAUACCAUAGCGGAUGAUGUACCUCGUCUACUAGCGUAAUCCGACUUGAUAAUUGAUGAUGUCAAUCAAUCAGCAGUUCAUCCCGCCGAUGUCUUUUUUAUUGUGUUCGCGCUAAUUCCGUGCGUACUGCCAGCCGACUUCUGAUUUUCCUGACCCUCCAUUUACAGGCAUGCAGUUCUCCAUUGGAAAAUGAACAUCUUGUGAAUGGGGCAGCACUCAUUCAUUUGCGGAAUAAUCCUGUAUAAUUCAUUGACUCCUAUUUGCCCAGCAUUUGCUGUUGCAUAUUUAUAUUACUCGAACCUCUUUUGCAUUAGCUGCAAUUAAUGCCCUCUGAGAUCCUGCCAUGAAAUCAAACAUAGGUAC